Lolium rigidum is the source of this 2530-nucleotide messenger RNA. RefSeq names its product CO(2)-response secreted protease-like. Gene Ontology annotation, biological process: proteolysis. Bases 90 to 2408 code for a protein of 772 amino acids. Gene Ontology annotation, molecular function: serine-type endopeptidase activity. The record is from RefSeq and is a predicted model, not a curated record. Lineage: Eukaryota; Viridiplantae; Streptophyta; Magnoliopsida; Poales; Poaceae. The transcript has 8 exons.
AUCAUGUGGACGGCAGUGCAUAUUGCAAGGACACACAACUUACACAGCGCUCAACUAGCUAAAUCAACUAGGAACAUAUAGGAUACACCAUGUGGUUGCCCUUCUGCUUCGUCGCCGCUCUUCUUCUCGCCAUCCAGGGAGAGGGACGGGGCGAGAGGAGCGACGUGUACGUGGUGUACAUGGGCGCCGUGCCGCCGCGAACCUCGCCCAGCUUCCUCCAGGAGACCCACCUCCGCCUCGUUGGCUCCAUCCUAAAGAGGGGGAAAAUGGCGCGGAGCGUAGUGGUGCAGCAGUACAAGCACAGUUUCUCAGGGUUCGCGGCGCGGUUGUCCAAGGACGAGGCCGCCGCGCUUAGACAUAAGCCCGGCGUGGUCUCUGUAUUCGCCGACCCGGUGUACCAACUCCACACCACGAGGUCGUGGGAUUUCCUCCAACAAACGGAUGUGAAGAUCGACUCGGCUCGACGUUACUCGGCCAAACCCGCGGCAUCAUCGGCACCCACCACGGACACCAUCAUCGGUCUCCUAGACUCCGGUAUCUGGCCCGAGUCGCCCAGCUUCGAGGACACCGGCUUCGGACCUGUCCCGAGCAGAUGGAAGGGGGUGUGCAUGGCUGGGGAUGACUUCAACUCCUCCAACUGCAAUAAGAAGCUGAUCGGAGCAAGGUAUUACGAUCUUGGUGAAGUAAAUGGCGCCGGAACCCGGAGCAGCAGCAACUCGCCGCGGGACGAGGCCGGCCAUGGGACGCACACAUCAUCCACGGCAGCGGGGAACGCGGUCACCGGCGCCUCCUACUACGGCCUGGCUUCAGGGACAGCAAAGGGGGGAUCAGCCGCGUCACGAUUGGCUAUGUACCGUGUUUGCUCUGACGAGGGCUGCGCCGGAUCGGCUAUCCUCGCCGGCUUCGACGAUGCUAUCGGCGACGGUGUUGAUAUCAUCUCGGUUUCGCUUGGCGCGUCGCCCUUCUUCAACCCAGAUUUCUCGGAGGACCCAAUCGCCAUCGGUUCGUUCCAUGCCGUGGCAAAGGGGGUCAUGGUGGUGUGCUCGGCGGGUAACUCUGGGCCGGACCCCUCCACGGUGGUGAACGCGGCGCCAUGGAUUAUGACGGUCGCGGCAACGACCAUAGACCGCGACUUCGAGUCGGAUGUCGUGUUGGGUGGAAAUCGCAGCGCUGUCAAAGGGGGAGCUAUAAACUUCUCCAACUUAGACAAAUCCCCGAAAUACCCGUUUAUCACAGGUGCAUCAGCAAAGUCUAGUUCUGCUUCUCGUAUUGAGUCAGCAAGUCACUGCGAACCCGGAACUCUGGACGCCAGCAAGAUCAAAGGCAAGAUCGUUUUGUGCAACCACUCGCAGAGUGACACGUCAAAGAUGGUGAAGGUCGAAGAGCUCCAGAGUGCCGGGGCGGUGGGAUCCAUCUUGGUGAACGAUGCCGAGAGGUCGGUCACAACCGCCUACCUCGAUUUCCCGGUAACUGAGGUCACGUCUGAGGCCGCGGCGGACCUUUACAAGUACAUUUCCUCCACAAGUGAACCUGUCGCGACGAUCACGCCGAGUAUUACCGUGACAGAGCUCAAGCCGGCACCCGUCGUGGUUUACUUCUCGUCUAGGGGUCCGUCUGCACAAACGGGGAACAUCCUCAAGCCGGACGUGGCUGCCCCGGGGGUGAACAUCCUUGCGUCCUGGAUUCCAACGUCGUCACUUCCGGCCGGCCAGAAGCAGCCAUCGCAAUUCAACCUCAUCUCCGGGACAUCAAUGGCCUGCCCUCACGUCGCCGGGGCUGCGGCCACCGUCAAGGCCUGGAACCCGACGUGGAGCCCGGCAGCCAUCCGGUCAGCCAUCAUAACAACAGCCACUCAGCAGAACAACAACAAGGCUCCUAUGACGACCGACUCGGGGACGGUGGCGACGCCGUUCGACUACGGCGCAGGGCAGGUGAACCCAACCGGCGCGCUGGACCCCGGGCUGGUGUACGACCUCGCCGCAGACGACUACCUGCACUUCCUCUGCAACUACGGCUACGGCGCGUCCCAGAUCAAGCUCAUCACCUCCCCUGCCGCCGGCUUCAGCUGUGCCGGCAACGCCAGCAAGGACUUCAUCUCCGACCUGAACUACCCUUCAAUCGCCGUCACGGGGCUAGGCGCCGCCGCCAGCAGGACGGUGACGCGCGAAGUCACAAACGUCGGAGCACAGGAAGACGCUGCCUACACCGUGGCCGUCAGCGCGCCCGACGGUCUAGAUGUGAAGGUCGUGCCGAGCAAGCUCGAGUUCACCAACACCGUGAAGAAACUGUCUUUCCAGGUCACUUUCUCCUCCAAGAACGCACCACCAGCUAAAAGCGCCCUGACAGGAUCCAUAACGUGGUCAGAUGGAAAGCAUAUAGUUCGUAGCCCGUUCGCAAUCAGCAACUGAAAUCUGUGCAUGCGCAAGCUGACUUUCAUAUGUAGCUCGAGUCUAUAGAGCAUAUCCUGUGAAAUGAAGUAACUCGUGCACCACCAGACUACCAGUGGCUUUACGGGCAUUUGAAUGGAAAA